Molecule: messenger RNA, 5102 nt
Organism: Hippoglossus stenolepis (Pacific halibut)
Lineage: Eukaryota; Metazoa; Chordata; Actinopteri; Pleuronectiformes; Pleuronectidae
Product: adhesion G protein-coupled receptor E5
Exons: 17
Coding region: 319-2544 (741 amino acids)
Biological process (GO): adenylate cyclase-activating G protein-coupled receptor signaling pathway; cell surface receptor signaling pathway
Cellular component (GO): membrane
Molecular function (GO): calcium ion binding; G protein-coupled receptor activity
Source: RefSeq, a predicted model, not a curated record
CAGACUGAGAGUCUGCAUCUGAAUCAGAGAGGAAUAAAUCUGCUGAAGAGUUCCUGUUAUUUUUUCUGCCACACAUAUUAUUUAAAUAUAACCUCUACAACCAGGAUUGAUCUUAUUCAUUAUUAUUUUUCAACUCUUUUAUACUUUUGAUUCAUACUUUGUGGAUUGUGCCGCUCUUGGACAACAGCAUCUGAAAAUCCUUAUAUCUCCUUGGAGUUUUUUGUGAGAAGACCUAAUACUUUAAUCACAGGACAUCAACAAUUUGAUACAUUGCUCUGCCAAAGUUGCCAUCUGUCUGGGACACUGUUUGCCUUUGACAUGGGGGUUGGGAAUAAGGAGCUACUCAUUCUCGGCUUGACGUGUAUGCUGGGGAAAUGUUUCUCUCACUGUGGGGAUGGUUACAACACCAAAGGGCGGGAAUGUGUUGAUGUUGAUGAGUGUGACGAAGUCCAAGGACCAUGUGGAAAAGACGCAAGGUGCUUCAACACCAAUGGCAGUUACUACUGUCAGUGCUUAUCAGGCUUCAAGAACACACAUGGGAACGUUAACUUCACAGGGACGAGUGGAGAGUGCAAAGAUAUCAACGAGUGUACCGAUAAAGUUGGAAUCUGCGGCAGUGCAGGUAACUGUUCUAACCGGAUUGGGAGCUACAAUUGCACCUGCCAGUCUGGUUACGUCAGCCCCCAAAACAGCACGGAAAAGUGCAGAGAGAUAAUUACAUGUGAGGAAGCUGAAAUUAACAGAGACAACAUCUGCGGAGAGAAAGGCACGUGUACGAACGGUGAUCGGAGUUACUUGUGCCAGUGUCAAAAGGGAUACACCAACUACGGCAACAAAAGGACGCCGUGUUCAGAGCUUAAAUGUGAUGGCUUCAGUGCUGAUAGUGGACCUACACAGUCGCUCGGAGGCUUGGCAAAGAUUUUGUCCAUGAUGAGAAACAGCUGUUUGGCUCUGUCCAAUCAAAGUGAUGGUGGAGAGAAGGCUGACGGAGAGGCGCUACUGGAGAAACUUUUCACAGCCACCGUGGCCGUCCUGUCCCCUGGUCGUCCAGACAGCGCUGAGGAUGUGAGUGUGUUGCUUGGCACAGUGGAAAACUCCAUCAUGUUCAUCGGUCCUCAGCUCAAAAACAACUACACCAAGAUAGAAACCACCGAGACAGAGGUAGAGAUUGCUGUUCAAUGGGGAAGCACACGACCCACUGGAACGAUCCAUUUGACCAAUGAGAACGCAACACUCGACACCGACUGGGAAACAGCAUCUGGGACAGGAACAUACCCUGGCUUUGCUAUGGCUGCACUGCUGAGCUAUAAGAACCUGAAGAUCUCAGGGAACAGGUCUUUUGAGGAGCUCAAAGGACAUGAAAAAGAUGGCGUGGCUCCGUCCUUCCAGAUCUUCUCUAGAGUUGUGUCUGUCGUGGUCUCUAAUCCCUCCACUCAGAAUCUGAGCCGCUCUGUCAACAUCACACUCAGACAUUUAGAGGACACAGAGGAGUCCCCUGAGGUGAGGUACAUCUGUGCUUACUGGAAUGAGAGAGAGGCCUGGUCCACAGAUGGCUGCUAUCAACAUCACUCCAACGCCACACACACUGUGUGUACAUGUGAACAUCUGAGUAGCUUUGCUGUGCUCAUGGCCCUGUACCCCAUUGAGGAACCUUUUGGGCUCCUGUUGGUGAACAACAUCGCGCUGAUCAUCUCCAUCGUGUGUCUGUUGCUGAGCAUCCUGACGUUCAUGUUCUGCCGCUCGAUCAAAGGGACCCGCACCACCAUCCACCUGCACCUCUGUAUCUGCCUCUUCCUGGCUGACCUCAUCUUCCUGGCUGGCAUUUCACAAACUGAGCCUGUGGGCGGCUGCAGGUUUGUUGCAGCGAUGCUCCAUUACCUCUUCUUGGGAGUCUUCACCUGGAUGUUGCUGGAAGGCGUGCAGCUCUACCGAAUGGUGGUCCUGGUGUUCAAUGCCACCAUCCGACCCCUGUACCUAUUCCUCGCCGGUUACGGGUUGCCCCUCGUUAUCGUCAUCAUAUCUGCCAUCAUUAGACCAAAAGGAUACGGCACCGACAAAUUCUGCUGGCUGUCUCUAGAGGACGGCCUCAUCUGGAGUUUCCUUGGCCCUGUGUGCUUCAUCAUCGUCAUCAAUGUCUUCUUCUUCAUCAUCACUGUUUGGAAGCUCGCCCAUAAGUUCACCAGCCUCAACCCAGAACUCUCCCAGCUAAACAAAAUCAAAGCAUUCACAGUGACAGCUAUAGCCCAGAUGUGUAUACUGGGUCUCAUGUGGGUGUUUGGGACCUUACUGUUCCAAGAAGGCACCAUACAUUCCAGGACGGUGUCCGCUUAUAUCUUCACUAUUCUGAACAGCCUGCAGGGGGCGCUGGUCUUCAUCUUGCAUUGCCUGCUGUCCAAGCAGGUGAGAGAGGAGUACGCACAUUUCCUCUCCUGCAUCUGCACACCACAGAAGAAGAAAUACUCAGACUUCAGCAAUACCAAUCCCUCCAGUACUCAGUCACAAGGCUCUAGAAGUGGGCAGCAGACCAGUGAAUCCCAAAUAUAAAGAGCUCUGUCUUUUAUUCCUCCCCAAAAGACUUUGAACGAUUUGGAUCACUUCAAAUACAAAUUCAGUCAUGAGUCAUUCACCGGAAUGUAAGUUUAAAGUCUGGUUUGCUCAUCACAACAUGGUGACAAAUUAAAGUAAUGACCAACAUACAGUGUCUUGGUAUAACAUGUUGGGACACCAUGAUUACAGAGCAGCCUCAAUGUCCCUUGACAAUGAUUCUGAACUGUACUGGACGGAGGGAAACCGUUCUUACAAAAUAUAUCCCCUUGAUGAUUUUCAGACUGAUCAAACCAUUCCCUGACCUCAUGCUACAUGGUUAGAGUCAUCGUCAAUUUUUAUUUCUGAUAAACCAAAUCACCUUUAUUUUUUUUAUUUUUUUCACAUAUUUUCAUUUUUUUUGUGGGAAUCAAAUUAACAUUGACCCUGUUCCAAGGUCACGAAACAAAAAUGUCGGGAACCAUUGCUCUAAACCAGAGACUGUAUUUAAAAAUUGAUGAAGCAUCCCCACAUCCUCCCACUGUCCAUUAAGCCAAAAUAACCCAGGUAUGAACGCUGCCAUCUUGAGCAUUGUGAGCUAUAGAUAUAUAUUUAGAGUUAGGAUCAGGAGAUAGCCAGGUCCUAUGUCUGACCAAUCGUGAGUCUGUCUCAGCUGUCAAUCACGAUGUUUCAUCCCAUUUCUAAAGCAUCAAAUUACUAACUAAGAAAACUUACCUCGAAAAUUAACAAAUGAAUAAACAUCAGUGUGAUAAGAAGUACCUAAAAUGACAGAAACCAUUUUUGAGAAGAGAUGUAUUUGAUGUGUACUUAUUUAGUCCAUGUACCAUUCACUAACAUGGAAGAGGCAUGCUUUUUGCCUUUAUUGCAGCCACCACCAGGGGCGAUUAAGACACUUUUUGGUUUCACUUUUGGGGAGCAGUCAUCACGUCCAUCUUUACAUAUGGUCUAUCCUUAAACACACAUCUGUCCAAGGCCGGUCAGAUCCUACUGAAGCCAAUUGUUAUCGCUCAAAACCCAUUAAUCUGAAUGAAUCCAACAGUACAUCACUUGCAAAGUUGUUGCAUUUAUUUCUUCAUUAUAUUCUUAUUGUUCCCCACUGAUAAUGAUGUACAUCACCAAUGGUAGAUAAAAGUGUAUUGCUAAUGACAACAUUUCUGUUUUGGUGUGAGGUUAUACUUUAAAUGUUCUCAUUGUUGCAGCAGGCAAAGAGAAGCUAAACCUCUAAAAGUGUUUAUUCAGGAACUCUGUAAGUGAAAGUGAAGAUAUUUUAGUAGCUUAUCAGUUCAGCCAGAACAUAUCACUGUAAAAAUAAGCUGUAUUAUCCAUGGGAGUGGUUGAAAGUGAGAGUGAUGCAGACUAUUUAUUUUCCAAAAGCAGACUAUAAAGUCUAUGUUAUGUAGGCUGCAAGGAAAUACGUUUAAAGCACGAGCAUACACUUUGCACUGUAUUUUAUAUAAAUGUAUGAUAUAAAUAUAUGCGCGGGUGGGCUUUUUUGUUCAGGGGAGCUUCACAGAAUGUCUUUGUCUCCAUGUACUGUAUUGAAUAGUAUGCUGUUACAGUAAGAAACAACUGACCGAUGAUGCAAAUUACCCAUGAAGUGCCUCUGAUGGUUCCUCCUGCAAGUCCCUUGUGGGCGUCUGCGAGGUUUUCAUGUCCGUUGUUACUUGCUUUGAAACAAAACAAGUGAUUUUUUAAAAAAGCACUUAUGGCUGGGGUUUUUUUAUCUAUCUUGGCUUGCAAAUGAGCUGCUCCACCUUCUUGAAUUUGUAACAAAGAAAUCUCGUCCAAAGUGACUGCUUUGACAAAUCACAAAAACAGACCCACCCCUGUGAUAAGCCUGCAGCUUCCUGCAAUCAUAGUGUGUUUAUGAAAUAAAGUGUUCUUAUUUGAGCUAUAAGCCUGUGCCUCGACACCCUGUCAGUGAGUGUAAGGUCUCACAUUCCUGAAAUGAAGUGUGUGUCAAAUGGGAGUUGUACAAAUUGUAUUUUAUUGCACUUUUUCUAUGUCAAAAUGAUCGUCCAGAAAAUCCUGGAGUCAUCCAGUCCCACUUACAGAACCAGAACAGUUUACAUGUAGAAAUAAAGCUCUCAGUUUUAUUUUACAAAUAUUGUUUUUUUUUUUACUAUUUGAUAGAAAUUGAUUGGAUUAUCUGAAAGACAUUGAUUGUUUUGAUAUUUUGGAUUUCAAAUCUGUCUUUUCAUGUGAUUUGUUUGUGUUGAAAUUGUUUCUCCCUUUGGUUUUGAGACCCUGAUGAAUGCCACGUCUGUGUAGAUUGGAUCUAAACUGUUCUUUGGUUCUAAACUGUGAGUGCAAACACAGUAUCUUGGCAAAUGACACCGAUUAUUCCUGCAUUGCAAAAAGUAUUUCUAUGUGAAAAAGCUACUCUGUGGUCUGCAGAAUUUUUUGAAUGUAAGAUUCUUAUUGUUAGAAUGUAUUAUAUAUGUUGUAGUUUGGAGCUAUAUGAACCUAUUUUUCUACUUGUUUUGUUGUACGAUCUUUGGUACUGUUUUCUUUCAAGAAUAUGUAGUAGAAAAUGUUAUUAAAAACCUUCACUUCUA